GAGAAGUUUCGCAGUCGACACAUAGGCAAGGCCGUCCCCGCCCAUCAUGCGAGGGAUUCGGAGCCCAGUGAUUACCCUUGCGGUAAUCCUCCACGUCGCUCUGGUAUCGGGCAAGGCGUUGAUACCUCAAGAACAACAACCGCAACAGCAGUUGCAGAAGGUUGACCAAAAGGAUGUCGCACAGAACCGCGAUGGCUACGAUUAUCCAGUGCCCAACGAUGUAGUCAGUCCAUUCCAGGACGGGCCACAUCUAGGCGAUGACCACGACAUCGGCGAUCAUCAUGAUCACAUCGAACACGAUCACCACGAAGAGCACCACAUUGAAGAGCACCACGAACACGAUGAUCAUCAUGACCACCAUGACCACCACGACCCUGGCUAUUGGAAGAAAAAAUUAAUCUGGAAACCGGGAUGGAAGAAGAUUUGGAAACCAGCCAAGAAACAAAUAUGGAAGCCCUCUUGGAAAAAGAUCUGGAAACCAGUGUGGGUACCGAUUAAAGUCCCCGUGUGGAAGGAAAUUAAGGUCCCCGACUGGAAAAAGAUUUACAAACCAGAAUGGAAACCUAUCAAAGUUCCAGCAUGGAAAGAGGUUAAAGUACCAGAUUGGAAGAAAAUAACUGUCCCCGUAUGGAAAGAUAUAGUAGUACCGGGCUGGAAGGAAAUCCAGGUCCCCGCUUGGAAGAAGCUUUGGAAACCCGAAUGGAUCAAGGUUGGAGUACCUGGAGAAAAAUAUUUGGGUAAAGACCACGAUGGCUGGGAAUAUACAUCACAUGACCUUUGGAAAAAGAAGCUCAUUUGGAAACCAAUUUGGAAGAAGUAUUGGAAACCAGCUAAAAAGCAAAUCUGGAUCCCAGACAAGAAAUUAGUUUGGAAGGACGAGUGGAAACAAAUUUGGAGAACCGAGAAAAAACAGAUCUGGAUUGAUGACAAAAAACUCGUCUGGAAAGAAGCCUGGCAACAAAUUUGGAAACCAUCGAAGAAGCUCAUCUGGGUGCCUGACAAGAAAUUAGAAUGGAAAGAAGCCUGGAAACAAAUCUGGGUACCUGACUGGAAGGAAAUUUGGGUUCCUGGCGUUAAAAAGAUUUGGAGACCAGUUUGGAUAUCAGAGUGGUUCCCUUCACCAGAUCAUCACGAACACGUACAUGAACAUGAGCAUGGCUGGGAUAGAAGCGAUAAUGCUGGAUCUGAAAGUCAGAAAUCAGUCAAUGUGGCAUCAGCAGUUUCAAAGCAGCCGUCAAGUACACAGCCCCCUCAAGCAACUAUGUGGCGAUUCCCAAAAUAAUCGUAUACUCGUAACCUAGUACUUAUACGGAUAUGAAUCGGAAAUGGAUUCAAUGUAUUAUUAAAUAUUCCUGUCCCGGGAAUCAUUGCCAUAUUAUGAAGACAAUAAGACUAUUGUAGCAACGGAAGCAUGGCAUCAAGCAUCGCAAAUAGGUAAUUAUAUUUUGUAUUAAAUCUAUUUGCGUGGCGAAGUAAAUAUAUGCGAUGCGAUGUUUCUUUUGGUGUUAAAUAAUAGUCGUAUUUUUACUCAUCGGCUUAUAUUAUGACGUAAGUAGUUCCUAGCAUGUUAGCGACACAUAGAGGUGACUGUGUCAUGGAGCAGCUUAAAAUUAUUCGUGUCUUUAUUUGCGAAAAAAGCUUUAAUUGUCAACCUCAAUUUAAAUUAGGACAUAUGAACUUAGGAAUAUAUUUUCAAUGAACAUGUUUAUGGCUAUGAGUUGAUUUUAUUAAUUUCUAUGUGCCACAGCAUUGAUUUUAUUGUUGCCAAAGUCGUUGGUUGAUCGAUCGUGGUAGAUAUAUUUGUGUUUUUAUAACUAAAACACGAGAAAUAUGCGGGAACCUUCAUGAAAUGGUUUACUUUUUGCCCUCGAUUGAAUGACUGAUAACGGUUACCCCACUGAUGUUUGUGCGUUGUUGUUUUGUGAAUAUUAGGUUAUUAUUAUUUUUAAGUUGUUUAUAGCGAAACCAAAAUACAUGUUAAUGUUUUAAAUAAAUGACGUUCGUUAAUAAA
Messenger RNA from Zerene cesonia (dogface butterfly), 2011 nucleotides. RefSeq lists its product as uncharacterized. The transcript is spliced from 2 exons. The record is from RefSeq and is a predicted model, not a curated record. Lineage: Eukaryota; Metazoa; Arthropoda; Insecta; Lepidoptera; Pieridae. Bases 47 to 1282 code for a protein of 411 amino acids.